AUGAGUUUCCCACAGUUUCGGUUUGGACGCCGUCGCGAAAUGAGUCAAGUUGCGUGGAAGCCCGACGAUAAUGAUGAUGACCCCGAGGACAUCAAGAAGGGAAAGAAAAAGCCAGAUAAUUCAUUCGUUUCGGUCAGGAGGUACGCUCGCAUUCCCCUAAAAAUAAUAGCCGCUCUAGCCACUGUCUAUGUGUGUGUGCUCUCCUCGGAAAGGUAUUUCUACUACUGGGUACAGACCACCAUCGAGCGCACCGAUAUGCAUGUGUCGGAGAUUAAUUUUCCAGCCGUGACCAUUAUCCCCAUGAACUUUACUAGUUUGAAUCGAUCGGAACAGUCGAUGCGAUACGAAAGGGCCUUCAAUCUGGUGCAAUCCGUGAUUUGGCAGACUCCGGUGGCCGCUCGCUUGAGGGAGGAGAACUUUACAGAGUUUAGCGAUAUCGAUGACCUUAGCGUGACAUCGUGGGGCAUCUACGCCUCCUGGCAGCUACAUUGCCAGUCCUUCUUCACCGAGUGCCAGUGGCGAAGGAAGCCGGUGAACUGCUGUGAUAUCUUUCGCCCGGGAACGACAUUCAAUGGAUUUGCUUUUGUAUUUAACUCCGAAAUCCUCUUGGAUAGGGAUCCCACCUGGCCGUGGUCGGUGGCUGCUUCGGGAUCUCAGAGUGGUCUUAAUGUGAAGAUCAGGCGGAAGCAGAAACUGUAUACUGUAAAUACGUUGGGGGUCAUUAUCCAUGAACCCGAACAGUACCUGGGCAUGGGCAUUGACUACUCCUCGGAGGAUCGCAUUGUGGUGCCAGUGGAGCCUUUAAGUUUUUCAGCGGAAGAAGACGUCAGAGCCCGUCCCAUUUCCAUGAGGCGUUGUUACUUCGAGACUGAAAUCACUUCAGAGGUAUCCCGUUCGACAUGCAUUUACAAUUGUCAUUUGAACUACAUUCUGAACAAAUGCAACUGCACAAUUAAUUUUCCAGUGCAUGCCAAGUCGGGCCAGGAAAAUAUAACCGAAACUUCUGACCCAACACUAAGACUUUGUGGUGUGCCGGAUCUAUCUUGCUUUAAUAAGCAUAAAUUAACCCUCUUCUCUAUGAGCAACAUCAUCGAGGAGUCCCGGGACAACCAGUUUACCACCGUUGACUGCGGUUGCUUUCCCCAGUGCGAUCACACCCAGUACCACACCUCCACCUACACGGAGAAAAUGAGCACCCUCACCAGCCAUGCCUCGGAGAUCGAGAUAGAUGUGUACUUUCAAGAGGAGACCCUCUUCUCCUACCGCUCCAUGCUGCGCUUCACCCUCAUCGAUCUGAUGGUUUCCUAUGGAGGAAUAGCUGGCCUGAUCAUGGGCAUCUCGGUGCUGGGCGGAGUGAAUGCCUUCCUGGAUCGCUUUGCCUGCUGUCGUCUUCCUAAUGGCUCCUAGGCUCAGUCACAAACAGCUGCUUUCCCACAUUUUACCUGUGCCAACCUGUAAUCAAAUCACAAACCUCUUCUUCGUCUGGUUCUUGGGAUACAAACACAUA
Messenger RNA from Drosophila kikkawai, 1507 nucleotides. RefSeq names its product pickpocket 30 (gene ppk30). Gene Ontology annotation, cellular component: plasma membrane. Lineage: Eukaryota; Metazoa; Arthropoda; Insecta; Diptera; Drosophilidae. Gene Ontology annotation, biological process: sodium ion transmembrane transport. The record is from RefSeq and is a predicted model, not a curated record. Gene Ontology annotation, molecular function: ligand-gated sodium channel activity.